This is a messenger RNA of Spodoptera littoralis (African cotton leafworm), 4827 nucleotides long. Lineage: Eukaryota; Metazoa; Arthropoda; Insecta; Lepidoptera; Noctuidae. The record is from the annotation of a GenBank genome assembly.
UGACUGACAGCUAAAACGCCAUUUUGCUAUUAUUACAGAAGGUUGCAUUAUCUGUUCGUCAACAAUGUAAAGUGAAAUGUUUGCUGGAUUUUUACAGUGAAUGUAAUGUGAAGUGCUAUUUUAACCCUCAAUUUCUAAACUAGGGUUAUGGAGGAGUCCAACGACGAGCUCAGGGUCGUUCCCGAGCUCUACUUUCUGAUAGCGAAAUUUCUAUCGGGCGGACCCCUGAAGGAGACUGCAAAGACUUUGCUAAAAGAGCUCGAGACUAUAGAGGUGCUGCCUCGGCGACUGGACUGGGAGGGACACGAGCACGCCCAGUCUUACGAUGAACUGGCUUCUCAACAUGCUGACGUAUCGUGGCGCCGCCUGGCGUCAGUCUGCGAGCGCGCUGUGGCACUGGCGCGGCUGGCGCCCAGCCAGGCCCCGGGCGGGGGCCCGGCCGGCGCCCCGCCCCGCAUAGCGGCGCGGCUGUCGCUGCUCAGUGAGACACUGGUGCGCCCCCGGCCGCGCUACGCGUCCCACAUGACCGACCACAGCCUGGUGCGGCGCCUGAUGGCGCGCGAGCUGGGGCAGGGCGCGGCGGCGGCGCCGGGCGGGCGCGGGGGCCCGGCGCUGUUCCCGCCGCGCCUGCUGGCCGGCCUGCAGCUGCAGCGGCGCACGCUGGGCCACCUGUCGGCCGUGUACUGCCUGGUGGUGGACUGCUCGGGCCGCUACGUGAUGACGGGCGCCGACGACAUGCUGGUGAAGGUGUGGAGCGCGCUGGACGGGCGCCUGCUGGCGACGCUGCGCGGCGUGGGCGCGGAGGUGACGGACGUGUGCGUGAGCGCGGACGGCGCGCUGCUGGCGUGCGGGUCGGUGGACCGGCUCGUGCGCGUGUGGUGCCUGCGCUCGGCCGAGCCGCGCGCCGUGCUGGCCGCGCACGCCGGCACCAUCACGUCCGUGCACUGGGCGCCGCCCGCGCGCCGCGACGUGCGCUGGCUGGCCUCCACGUCCACGGACUGCUCCGUGGCCUUCUGGACCUGCUCCCCGGACGGCCACUUCCUGUCGCAGCCGGUGCAGUACGUGGAGCGCAUGCGGCCCGGGGUCUGCCACAUGAUUUGCGCCGCCUGGUCCGCCGGCGGGGCCUUCCUGGCCGCCGGCAGUGCCGACCACCACGUGCGCAUCUACACCGUGGAGCACGAGCCCGGCGGACCCAAGCGGGUGCUGGAGACUCCGGUCCACGACGACGCAGUGGACAGUAUCGCGUGGGCGCACCGCGGCCUGCGCUUCGUGUCAGGCAGUAAAGACGGCAGCGCGGCGCUGUGGACGCUGCACGCGACGCAGUGGCGCCACGUGCUGCUGCAGCCGCAGAGCGAGGCGGGCGACGGCAAGCGGCUGAAGAUGACCAUGGUGUGCUGGGACCGCUCCGACGCCUUCGUGCUGACGGCCGUGUCGGACCACAGCAUCCGCGUGUGGUGCGCGCGCUCGGCGGCGCCCGUGCGCGCGCUGCGCGGCCACCGCGACGAGGCCUACGUGCUGGAGGCGCACCCCUUCCUGGCCGGCGUCUUCCUGUCGGCCGGCCACGACGGCCAGCUCUUCGUCUGGGACGCGCGCGAGCCCGAGCCGCUGGCCGCCUUCCACAACCGCAUCGAGGGCCACGGGGACGGCGCCAUCUUCGACGCCAAGUGGGGCGGCGGCGCCAGCGUGGCCGCCACCGACUCGCACGGACACCUGCUGCUGCUGGGCCUGGGCCGCGGCCAUCGUCUGUACGGGGCGCUGCCGCCCGAGCUGUUCUUCCACACGGACUACCGGCCCGUGGUCGUGGACGCGCAGGGCAUCGCCCACGACGAGCAGACCGACACGCCACCGCAUCUUCUGCCGCCGCCCUUCCUGGUGGAUGUCGAGGGUGCGCCACACCCACCAGAGUUCCAACGCCUGGUGCCAGGGCGCGAGCACCUGGCGCUAGCGCAGCUCAUCCCCAUGGCGGAGGCGCCGCGCUCGCGCAUCGACGCCAUGAUCGAGGCGCUGGCCGGCGCCCGCUCCCCGCGCGGCGUGUGGCGCGGCGAGGGCGUGCGCUACACGGCCGGCUCCUGGCAGCGCGGCGAGGCGCCCCCGCUGGCGCCGCGCGCCAUCGUGGCGCCGCUGGCCCCCGCCGUCAGCGAGCGCCUGCACCGCGCCGCCGCCGAGCUCAACGCGCUGGAGCAGGCGUGGUACCGGCGCGAGAUGCGACGCCGUCCGCUCAUGAUCAGCACGGCCCCCGAGGGCGCGGGCCCCCGGCGGCGCGCGGGGCGGCGCCCCCGGGCCGCGCCGCGCUCGCCGCGCACGGUGCCGCGCGCGCCCGACCCGCCGGAGCCCGAGUCGGCCGCGUCGUGCAGCGACACGUCGGACGAGUGGGUGCAGCGCGCCCCCCGCGCCGCGCGCUCCGCCCGCUCGCAGCGCUCCGACGGGGACACGCAGCACUCCAGCCUCGACCUCACGGACUCCGACUCCAGCUCUUCGUCAUCGUCGCAGUACUCGGACUGGGAGGCAGGCGCGGCGCUGGCGCCCCCUGCGCGCGCCCGGCGGAGGCCCCUGCCCACCAACCGGUACGUAGCCUGCCCCGAGCCGGGCCCCGGCCGCGGCCCCCGGGUCCCGCGGCCGGUGCCUCACCCCACGGCCUGCAGUUACAGCCCCUCGGUGACCAAGCGCGCCGCCCGCGGAGCCCCGCCCGCCGCCGCCAGCGCGGAGCCGGACGCCGCGGGGCCCGCGCCGGCGCCCCCGGACGACCUGCCGGACGCGUACCGGCCCGGCGACUGGAUCACCGCAGUCAUGCCGCGCAAGGCGCCGUACCACCCGCAGAUGGGCGACGAGUGCCUCUACUUCCGACUGGGCCACCAGCGCUACUUCGAGGCGGUGUCGGAAAAGGACGUGUACCGCGUGGCGGCCCGCGACCGGCCGUGGGAGCUGGCGGGCGUGGGCGAGGUGUACCCGUGCGAGCUGGUCAAGGUGGUGGGCAUCAAGUACGUGAUCCGGCCGCCGCGCCUGGCCUGCCUGCGCCUGGCGCGGGCGCUGGCGCCGGCGCGCGCCGGGCUGACCGUGCGCUACCACGACAUGCCCGACGUCAUCGACUUCCUCGUGCUGCGCCAGCAGUACGACGCGGCGGCGGCGCGGCGCUGGGGGCCCGGCGACCGCUUCCGCUGCAUGAUCGACGACUGCUGGUGGGCCGGCACCGUGCUGGAGAGCUCGGCGGAGGCCUCGCCCCCGGACUCGGGCUGCGCCGCCGCGCUGGCGCCGCCCGAGGCCGCCGCCUGGGCCGCCGCCGCCGCCGAGCAGUUCCUCUCGUUGCGGGUUCGAUGGGACAACGGAGAGGUGGAGCGCCUGUCGCCGUGGGACCUGGAGCCGCUGGACCCGGAGCGGCUGCCGGGCGUGGCGGGCGGCGCCGUGGCCGUGCUGCCGCACGAGCUGGAGGCCGCGCUGUACCGCGCCGCGGCCGACGAGUGGCCGCCGCGCGGCGACCGCGCCGCCGCCUGCCGCGCCGCCGCGCAGCACGUGGGCGCCGUCAUGUCGCUGGCGGCGGCCGAGCCCUUCGCGGCGCCCGUGGACCUGGCGCGCUACCCGCUGUACGCGCGCGUGGUGCCGUACCCCGUGGACCUGGCCACCAUCCGCGCGCGCUUCGAGCACCUGUUCUACCGGCGCGCCGCGGCCGCGCAGUGGGACGCGCGCUGCCUGGCCAGCAACGCCGAGCGCUUCAACCAGCCGCACUCCGCCAUCGUGCGCCAGGCGCGCCUCGUCAGCGACCUGCUCCUGCACAUCAUCGCGCACUGGCGCGACGUGGACGUGCUGGCCAAGUACCACGAGCUGGCCGCCGGCUACCGCAGCUCCGACGACGAGCCGCUGGGCGCGGCGCCGGGCGGGCCGGGCGCGGGCUGGCGCGACGCCUGCGGCCGCGUGCUGGCCGAGCUGCUGGCGUCGGCGGACGCGGAGCCCUUCCGCCAGCCCGUGCUGCCGGGCGCGGCGCCGGACUACGCGCGCGUGGUGGCGGCGCCCAUGGACCUGGGCACGGUCCGCUCGCGCCUGCUGGCGGGCGCGUACGGCGGCGCCGACCAGUUCGCGGCCGACGUGCGCCUCGUCUUCUCCAACAGUCGCCUCUACAACACCAACAAGCGCAGCCGGCUGAUGAACGGUCACUCUGCUGCGGAGACGUCAGCCAGUUCUGCCAGUUCUGCCAGCUCUGCCAGCUCGUCGAACUCGUCGGACUCUGAGUCCGAGACGCUGGCGGCGACAUCUCGCCGCGUACACGGCAGACAACGAUCUGACUCGUGGGACAGUGAUGCUCCGCUACAUAUGCAUCGGAAGGACGAAGACAUCGAAGACGAAGAAGAGGACGAAGGCGGCGCGUCGUCGUGGUCGGGGUCCGGGUCGGGCAGCUCGGCGUCGUCGGGGCGCGGCGCGGGGCGGCGGGGGCGCAGCGCGGGCCGGCGGGGGCGCAAGCGGCGGCGCUCGGGGUCGUCGUCGUCGGGCGCGCCGCUGCAGGCGCUGGCGCGGCGCGGGCGGCGCGCGCGCGGCGCGGCGCGGUACAACGAGGACUCGUCGGACGAGGCGGCGGCCGCCAUCUCCAAGCGCGCCGGCCGCGCGCCCGCCCGCGCCGCGCUCGACCCGCGCCGCCGCCGCCACGCGCGCUACCUCAACGGACACGCGCUCAACGGACACGACGUGGGCGCCGGCGAGGGCUCCAGUGGGUCGCAGGGCUCGGGCCCCGGCGCGGCGAGCGGGUCCGGGGGCCCGGCGCCCCCGACGGCGCUGUCCAUCUCGUCGCGGGGGCGCGUGCGCAAGCUGACGGCCAAGGCCCGGGGCCUGCUGCACGACUGA